Puccinia graminis f. sp. tritici CRL 75-36-700-3 is the source of this 1080-nucleotide messenger RNA. RefSeq lists its product as uncharacterized. Lineage: Eukaryota; Fungi; Basidiomycota; Pucciniomycetes; Pucciniales; Pucciniaceae. Bases 1 to 1080 code for a protein of 359 amino acids. The record is from RefSeq and is a predicted model, not a curated record. The transcript is spliced from 5 exons.
AUGGCUCAACAAAUCAAUCCACCUGUUCCAUCUACCCCUCCCAAUUCCUCAAACAACCCGGUCGAUCAUCCCCAAUCUGUUUGCCGAGAAUCAACUUGUCUUCGUACUCCUAGCUUACGGCCAGGGUUCAUCUCCACCCAAGGCGAUUCUCACCGUGCUCUAGUCCCCAGCAGUCCCGCUAUUUCCACCAAUUGGUCCCAGGUCCAAGCUCAAAAAAAGAAGAAGAAUUUUGUAAAUAUUGUUGAAGAUGAUGAAGAAUCCGAUUCCAAUACAAAUUUCCCACCAAACAGCCGAUUGAAAAGCCCAACAAACCUGUUGGCAGGAACCAAGCAAGUUGCCAGCCAUACUGGGAUUGAAGUCAUCAUCAAUCAUGCUCAAGAUUUGGAUUUAGAAAAUGAAAAGCACACCAAUACCCGUAAAAGGAAUGAUCCAACUAAAGAUAAAGACAGUUUUGAUCAUGCUUGGCUCUUCUUUUAUUUGCCAGGUAGUGGUCCAAAGCAGCAAUCUUUGCCAUGGUUAAGAGUUGAAGACUUCCUUCUUUGGGUUUCAUUCGAUUAUUCUCUCCACAAUGCCGAACUAUACUCUUGGGUAUGGGCUGCCUUGCAUGCGCAUCAGCUAUACCUUGAACAGAGAGGACAGGUCCUACAUUCGAUUGAGAGCUCAAAGUCAAAAAUCUCACUGGUAUCCAAUGUAUGGACAACCAAGGGAAGUCAUAAAGACUUUGUUGGUAUGGCGUGCUGUUACAUCACUCCUGAUUGGAAAUAUGUAUGCCAACACCUAGCAAUGAAAUACAUUUCCUGGCAUCACAAUGGCAAUUACCUCGCUGUCCCAUUUGCCAAUGUACAACAGACUCCGGGAGUAACAAUUUCACCAUGGCCAAAGGUGUUUCCUCAAUUUUCCGUGCGGUUGACUAAACACAUUGGGAUGUUCAGCGGACUCACCAUUGAUGUUACAAUUGUUGAGGUCAUGGAUGAAGAUUUAGAAGAAGAAGAUGUAGUUGUGAUGGCCGAUGAUAUAUCAGAAACAGAGGAGAUUGAUUCCGAUGAUGCUCAACCUGGAACUCAAGAACCUGGCUGGUAG